Molecule: messenger RNA, 1462 nt
Organism: Nylanderia fulva
Lineage: Eukaryota; Metazoa; Arthropoda; Insecta; Hymenoptera; Formicidae
Source: RefSeq, a predicted model, not a curated record
AUCGUAAAGACGCUAUAGGUGCUUGGCAACGUUUGAUUGACCAAUCAAAACUAAGUUAAUAAAGAAUUCUUAACAUUCGUAAUCUUUCGUCCCGCGCAUUCAGUCUUCAUUACUUUCAAAAAUAUUACGUCUUUGCAUUUUGCAUAUUACGUCUUUGUUGCGAAGAACGAAUACACGGUGAAGAAGUAGGAAAAGUUCUUAUAUCAAAUUUGACACAAAGAGCUCAUAACUCAUAUAUUCUGUAGCAAGUAUAUAAGAAGAUUCUGAUUUGUAUUAAUUAUCUACAAGAUGCCUCGACAAACAAAGAAACGGUCGAAAGUACUUUCUGACAAAAUGGAAUCAAAUAUCCUGGAUCCAGUUUCAACAAUAGAGAACAAACAGCAUGUAGAUACUAACGAAAGUGAGAAAAAUUUAGCGAAGAAUGAUAAAGAAAAUCUAUUAAAAAUAAUUGCAUUGUUAGAAGACAAAGUACAAACAAUCGUUGCUGAGAACUUGCAAUAUGGAAAAAGAAUAAAAAAUGAAGAACAAAAAUGGCAAGAAGCAUUAAAUAUGAAAACACGACAAAUAAAAAUGUUUAAAAUAAAAAUACAAAAAUUGAGAAAACUACAAAUACAGGAGAAAAAAAAGAUGGAACGUAACAUUAAAACAUUAAAUGCGGUAAUCGAAAAAUUAAAGAAGAAUUCCAAUAAGGAUUUAAUAAGAGUAGUUUCUGAAAUAAGUACGGCGGAUUUAACAGCAAGAUUUAAAGAGGUUUAUGAGCCACUAAAGCAGUCAGGAUAUAAAUUUGAUGUCAAAGAUGCGAAUCAAUUUAUCAAGAAUUAUAGUAUUGUUAGAAGGUUACUGGAUAAAUCAUGUUCAGAUUCUCCAAUUUCUUCAACUUCUUCAAUGGAUAAAAUGGAUUACAUAGAAUCGGAGGAAGAUAUGGAUAAAGAAUCAGAGGAAGAUACGGAUAAAGAAUCAGAGGAAGAUACGGAUAAAGAAUCAGAGGAAGAUACGGAUAAAGAAUCAGAGGAAGAUACGGAUAAAGAAUCAGAGGAAGAUACGGAUAAAGAAUCAGAGGCAGAUACGGAUAAAGAAUCAAUGGAAGAUGUGGCUAAAGAAUCAGAGAAAGAUAUGGAUAAAGAAUCGAAGGAAGAAAAAAAAGAAAUAUUAGAAAAAGAGUAAUGAGAAUUAAAAGGCAAAAGGAUGCAGAUAAUAGAAUUUUAUGUUUACAUCACAUAUAGGUACACAAAGAGAAACGUACAUUUAAUUUUUAUUGUGUUAAAGUUAACGAUGUACCAGAUUCAUACAUAUGUAACCAUAUUCUUUAUGUUUUAUGUUCAAAAGUUAUAAGUUUCUCUAUAUGAGAAAUUUUUUAAAUAUAUUUUUAUUUUUAAGUUUUGAUAAUAUAAAAACUAUGGAAGAUGUAACUAUGCAAUAAAACUUGUAUAAUAUGUACAAUUAUAAACAAAUAUGUAUAGUA